AUGGAUCAGGGCACCGAGCUCGCCCGCUAUCGAAGGCGGCUCAGCGCUUCCACCUCUGUCGUAUCACCAACCACAUCCACCCCCUCACAUCACACUACCCUUCCACAUCCACCUCCACCCUACUGUCCGGCGGUGGAUGAGAUGUUCUCCACUAGGCUCACCCGUGUCGUCAACCGUGCCGCCGCCACUCCCGUCGUCUCCUCCCCCACCGCCUCCACUACCGCUCACCGAACCACGCAGUGCCUGUGCACGCGACCAGCACAUCAACGGCGACAGUCAUCGAGCAAAGUGUCGUAUCCGCCCAACAGCAGCAAACCAAGUCCGGCCGCGAAAGCAACAUCUUCUUCCGAUAAUACGUCUCAACCUCGACAGUCUCUGACGGGGCGAGGGCAAGCCUCGGCGGCAACGGCAAGACCUGUGAAGCGACAUGGCAAGCGGAGUAGACUGCAUGGACUGGUGGCGGAGCGGAUAAGUAAGGGGAAAGUGCCUAUCGAUCAAUUUGCGAGGCUGCCCUCCGUGCCGGGAGUGUCGCAUUUGACGGAGAAAGGUGCGCAGAGUCUGCCCUCUCAGCUAUACGUCGCUAACAGAUUUCAACUAGACCUCGGCUUCGCCAACUUCUUCUCCCUGCACCGACCUAUAUCCGUCACCACCACCAUCCCACCUCCCUCUACGAGCGAAGCCUUCAAUAAUCUCUUCGAAACGAAGCACCAGCGCGACCCGUGGGAAAACGGCAACUCCGCUGAGCGAAGACCCGAAGACGUCAUCUUUACCCUCCACAACACUAUCGAAGCACUCGAGAACCAUGCGCAGAAUGAGCGAGAAGACGGCGUACGGUGGGAAGUGAUCCAAGAGUCCUCCACCAACAGCGAUAAUGGCGUCAAGCAUCUGGAUGGCCCGCCGCGGCAAUCGAGGAGUUUAGAGGACUUGGUGACCCAGUUCAGACCUUAUCGCGCUCCUCCUCCGCCUCAGCCUUUUCCCGAAGAGAACUCAAAAGCAGCGGAGAAGAAACAGGCGCGCGGCCAACGAAGACAGCAUCAGCUCGUCAUACGACCGCAGCAGAAGAGCUACCAAACCACCAUCACCGUGCUCGAAGUCACAUCCGCCAAUGGGCAGAAAUCGUAUACCGCUUCUUCCAGCCCCAUCGUCGCGAUCCCUGACCCGACAGAUGCCGCUGCGACGAUAGUGCAGGCUGUGAAUGGUUUGCACCAGCAGGCCGAGCACAUGGAGCCGCGCAUCCGUCUGCCGUUCCUCGAAAGGAUGCGAAGGCGGCAGCGACUGUAUACGCAAGCGCAGCAAGCAAGACUCGAUGGUGAGCAGAGAGGAUUCGGGACGGUCAGGCGUGCGCCGAGCGCGAGGAGGGUAAAGAUGAUUUUGAUCUCAGUGAAGAGGCAGCGCAAGCUGAAGAUGAAGAAGCACAAGUAUAAGAAGCUUAUGAAGCGGAAUAAGCAGAAGCCUAGAACAAUCACUGCAGCGCAGCAGCUCGACGAGUCAACGAUGAUACAGUACAUCUACAACUCUCGAAACUGUGCCGCCAUCGCCAUGAGUGUUAACGUUGACCCGAGACAUAUCCCGCAAUCUGACUUCCAAGUACGCACCGAACUCGUGAACAGAAUCGAGGAACUCCGCAUCGAUGAUAAGGACUAUAAGCCUAUAGAAGAUAGCGAAGAUAUACUAAAGGAAGAAGAAUAG
This is a messenger RNA of Baudoinia panamericana UAMH 10762, 1689 nucleotides long. RefSeq lists its product as uncharacterized. Gene Ontology annotation, cellular component: mitochondrion. NCBI's taxonomy places the organism in Eukaryota, Fungi, Ascomycota, Dothideomycetes, Mycosphaerellales, Teratosphaeriaceae. Gene Ontology annotation, biological process: mRNA processing. The record is from RefSeq and is a predicted model, not a curated record. The transcript is spliced from 3 exons. The coding region runs from base 1 to 1689 and encodes 562 amino acids.